This is a messenger RNA of Cylicocyclus nassatus, 231 nucleotides long. Lineage: Eukaryota; Metazoa; Nematoda; Chromadorea; Rhabditida; Strongylidae. The record is from the annotation of a GenBank genome assembly.
AUGGACUGCAACCGCUAUUAUAGUCUUGCGGCCAAAUCCGCAAACUAUCACGCAAUAUACGGCAACCGUGUUCGCAAUCGCAGUAGUAGACCCAUACAAGUGCGCCCAGCUGUGCUUUUCGCUCGAAAAUGGGCUGCAAGAUCCCUUGAGACUUUGCCUGUACACUGGUAUACUUGUACAGCUUUCGUUAAUGGUGGUUGUCAUGGUAUUUACAACCAUACAAAUAAAUAA